AUGAUUCCGCAGAUUUGCACUGAGAUUGACUGAAAGAAGAAUGUUGAAGUGUAUGUGCCAGAGUAUGAAGAGUAUUAUUGAUCAGGAUGAGCUGCAAGCCUUUAUAGUGAUAAGACUCAGUGGCUACUGUUUUCUCCUAGUUCUUGUACAUCAAGUCUUGAACAAAUUGAGUAUGUUCUGGAUAAUAUCGAGCAGAUGGCAUCUUUCAAGAGCCUUCAGAAAUGUUGGAAGGAGUAUUUAAGCGAACUCAAAGUCUACAAAGCUGAUCUUGAAACUCUUAGAGAUGAAUUCAGUAAGAUUAAGAAGAAGAGAAGGUGGAUUGAGAUUGGCACUUUCCAGAACCAAUGUGACUCAUUGCUUAAUGCAAUCUACCAAGAUGAAAUGAUGAAUCUUUAUACUAAGCAUUUGAUGACAAUGAGCCUAAACCACCAAAUUUCACCCCAAGAAGCACUAAAUGAGUCACAUAAGGCAAAUGCUAGUCAUGUAGAAGCUCAGUCUCACAAAGAAGAUACUCAGAAAGUCAGAGAAACCAAGGAGCUUGCUACUCACACAAUAAGUAACCUUCAGACUUCAGUUGAAUCAAUCCAGAGCCAAGAGCAACAGCUCAAAGAGGAGUCUAAAGAAGAGCUGACACAAGAAGUUGGUCACGAAGAUAUCCAAACCCAAGUUAUUAUUGAGGAAAUGAAAGAACAAAUUGCUCACCUUGAGACUCAACUUGAAGCCUCAAAUAAAGAGAUGGACCAUACAACUUUUAAAGAACUUUAUCAUGCAAUCAAAGGAUAUCCAUUACAUUUUGUUUGUCCAUCAAAGCUCAAUAUUGACUUAUCUAAAACAGAAGGCCAGAGGUUAGUUAAAUUAUUUCAAACUAUGAAACUGCCGGAACUAGAUGAAGUAGUAAUCACGAGCUUUAAAAAUUUCAAUUGUCCUCAGCUGAUUGGAAACUUCUUAGCGAGUGGGAUGCAUUCCAAAAUUCGCGGACUGAUAUUAGAUUUCAAUGAUAACUCGUAUGAAAAUUUCAGUAGAGAGUUCAGUUCCAGUUACUUAGAUGCAAUUAAAGAUGCUGCAAAGUUCCCUUCAGAGUGUUUCGCUUUGAGAAAUUUUACUCUAAAUCAGCAGCAAUUCACUGAAAUGCUUGUGUUAGCAAAAGAGGCUCAAUGUAUACAAGUCAGCCUAUUGAUUUUGGAACAAGCCUUGAUGAUUCAAAGUUCACUCAACUUAGCUUUGUAGGAACUGGAUCGGCUGCUUGAAGCCAAUGGAAGCAAGGCAAAUUUGAGGAGUUUAGAAACAUCAUUCAAGGAUUUGCCCAAGUCGAAAACAUCAGAAAUAGAGAAAUCAUUAUCUACUUGAAAGGCAGCGAGAUGACCAGAAAUCAAGCUCAAGAGAUAUUGACUAAUGCAAACUUCACUAAGAUGAAGAUCCGCAAUAUAUAAUCUCUCCCAAUAUGUCAUUAUCAGAGGAGUGAAAUAAGCUCAUAUAAAUCGUUUC
Molecule: messenger RNA, 1485 nt
Organism: Moneuplotes crassus
Lineage: Eukaryota; Ciliophora; Spirotrichea; Euplotida; Euplotidae
Source: the annotation of a GenBank genome assembly